AUGUCAUCAAUAGAGGGAUGGACGAAACAUCGUCCCGUGGGAGUGUGGAUCAUGGACGUCUGGUGGUUCACCAAACUUGAGGUAGAUGAAGUUGAGUUCCAAGAAGAAACCAGAGAGCUUCGAGUGACCCUUGCCACUUACUCACAGAUGGAGCAGGUGCUGAGGAACGCCAUCAGAAACGUCGGCCGCAGAGUGGGAAACACCGCAUUUUUGGACCUUUUCGUCAAGCUAGGCCGAACUCCGGCAAACGCCAACCCGGCGUUCGAGUCAGUCUCGAGAAUGGAGAUAUACAAGGACUUGGAGGAAGGCGGAACCGACGUUAGCGUAGUUGACAUCGCAUACGGAGCACAGGAACUAGGAUGUAAAACGGCCGAAGAAGCGGAAGGAGAUGAAGACGAACCACUCAUCGACUCGAUAACUCUGCACGGCCGCCGAUUGGAGCUAACGCGCGAUCAGCAGGAAGCACUGGCACUGGGAAACAGCAAAUAUCCACUAAUAGCAAUUCAGGCUGCGUUUGGAACAGGCAAGACGGUUGUUGGCGCCUGCGUGGCCAUACGCCAAGCUCUCGCUGGACAACGGGUCAUCAUCACCGCCUCCACCAAUACCGCCGUAGCCCAGUUCGCGAACACCAUCCUCGAAUUCGGGGAGGCGCAGCAGGUUGGAGUGACUCGCUUCGUAGCAGAAGCCAUCGCUUUCGACACGGACGCGCCGACAACCGCCGUGGACCUUCCUGAAAUCUUGAAGAUGAUCGGAACGGUGUUCCAAAGACAGCUCACGAGGAGGGAGAAAGAGACGUGCCGGAUCUUCACGCAGGGACGAAUACGAUACGAAAGAACUACCAACCUGAUGAUUAAAGUCUUCGUCUUCUCGGAAGGAUGGAAAGCUUUGAAUUGUUAUGGAUCCCCCACAUCGACCUUGUACCAGGGAUUGGAUCUUUCAUCACGAGUACUGGACAUGGUUAAGGAUAAGUUCUACUUUAUGCGUACAGCUGUGGAUAGACAGAAACAAGGAAUUCAGAAUCUUAGGAAUGCUCCAAUCAAUGACUAUGAGAUAGCAUCAUUGGAGCCAGCAAUGAUGCAGACGAUAGCAAAACUGUCUAGAGUAAUUAGCAAUCCAUCGCUUCUAAAUCGACUUGAUACACUGGACACUUCUAACCUCAUUGGUGGAUUGGCAACUCUUAGGAGCAUUCUUCCUCCUGGCAGGGCCGAUUUCGACGCAAAAUUCCGUUCUGAAGGAGCUGCCAGAAUGAUCUCUCAAGCACUCUCUCAGAUCAACAUUAUUACAAACUCUCUUGGUAUUUGA
Messenger RNA from Cylicocyclus nassatus, 1302 nucleotides. The record is from the annotation of a GenBank genome assembly. Lineage: Eukaryota; Metazoa; Nematoda; Chromadorea; Rhabditida; Strongylidae.